ACGAACUUGGUGGUCAGUGUGCGAACUGCGGGCUUCGAGAUAAGAGGCGAAGAGGGGUAUUUGCUCUCUUGGGCCGUUGUAAAUAUUGGAACGCAACAAAAACAGAUUAAGACAACAUAGCUAAGCAGCUAUGGCAGAAGGCGAUAAUAAAAGCACAAAUUUGUAUGCCCAGGAGACGGCCCAGCUGGAGGAGCAGCUGCAGGGCUGGGGUGAGGUGAUCCUGGCUGGAGAUCGGGUCCUGCGUUGGGAGAAGCCCUGGUUCCCUGCAGUCCUGAUUGGAGUCACGACCCUGGUGUUCAUGUUGAUCUACUACCUGGACCCCUCGGUGCUGACCGGGGUGUCCUGUGCUGUGAUGAUUCUCUGCCUGGCAGAUUACCUGGUGCCCACUCUCGCCCCCAGAGUGUUCGGCUCCAACAAGUGGACCACAGAGCAGCAGCAGCGCUUCCAUGAGAUCUGUGGGAACCUGGUGAAGUCCCAGCACAGCGUGGGCGGCUGGUGGAAACGCCUCUUCGCUCUCAAGGAGGAGAAACCCAAAAUGUACUUCCUGUCUGUGAUCAGCAGUCUGCUUGUGGUGGCCUGGAUAGGCCAGCAAGUCCACAACUUGAUCCUGACCUACCUGAUUGUGAGCUUCCUCCUCUUGCUGCCUGGUCUGAAUCAGCACGGCAUCAUUACCAAGUACGCGGGCAUGGCCAAGAGGGAGAUCAACAAGCUGCUCAAACAGAAGGAGAAGAAGAACGAGUGAAAAGGAUCGGAGAACGAGAGCCCCCCCCCCCCCCCCCCCCCCCCCCCCCACCCCCCCGCCUCAGACCUGCCACCCACGGAUGGAAUCACUUGCCACAGCUCCCCUUCACUUGUCAAAAACGCCGCCCCUUCCGUCCGUCACAAACCCCCCCCCCUUAUCAUUUGUCACCCCGCCCCAUCAGAAACAAAUCCCAUCCCUUUUCCUGUUACAGAACCCACCCCCCCACCAAUCCUCGCUGAGGGUGCAAACCCUGCAUGCUCACUUCAUGUCCAUUAGUAAUAAAAUAUCAUUAGUAAUCUCGGAACAAUCAGUCCCCUGCACACACACACACGCGCACACACACACACAUGCACACUCACACACUAUUGCCUUCAGCCCCUAAAGCUUCACUGCUGUCUGUUACUUUACUUUGUUGGCACUUAGCAGAUGCUCUUAUCCAGAGUGAUGAGUACAGCACAGUAGCAGUGGCAUCUUUUAGACUGUCCUGUGUUCAACUGGCUGGAACCGAAAAGCUGUUUAGAGCUUAUUGUCCCGUCAGCAGUUACUCAGCUCUGUUUUUGCUGCCCCCCACCCCCAUCCCAUCCCAUCCCAUCCCCCAUUGCACUGAGACUCAGAAGAAACUGGACGCAAGAACGAACCCGUCCGCUGUGGCACCAGGUGCCCCCGGACGAGAGCCUACUACUGUACAGCCAGGACGGCCGCGUCAUGGGACCGGCAACUGGAACUCCACCAGAGCCCUGCUGAUCCUCACGCCCCAGGACCCCUCUUCUGCUGCGUGGGCCACGUUUGUACAUACACCCGUCCCCUUCUGCUCCCUGCCCCCACCUGCGUGUGUUACACCUGCCCUCUCCUUCAUUUCACCUUUCAUUUACCGUCUUCUGUAUCUGAGUAAUAAAAGUCUGUCUCUAAAAACGAGAAA
Molecule: messenger RNA, 1661 nt
Organism: Anguilla anguilla (European eel)
Lineage: Eukaryota; Metazoa; Chordata; Actinopteri; Anguilliformes; Anguillidae
Product: ADP-ribosylation factor-like protein 6-interacting protein 1
Exons: 6
Coding region: 131-742 (203 amino acids)
Source: RefSeq, a predicted model, not a curated record